Molecule: messenger RNA, 942 nt
Organism: Hippopotamus amphibius kiboko
Lineage: Eukaryota; Metazoa; Chordata; Mammalia; Artiodactyla; Hippopotamidae
Gene: LY6H
Product: lymphocyte antigen 6 family member H
Exons: 4
Coding region: 213-635 (140 amino acids)
Biological process (GO): acetylcholine receptor signaling pathway
Cellular component (GO): plasma membrane
Molecular function (GO): acetylcholine receptor binding; acetylcholine receptor inhibitor activity
Source: RefSeq, a predicted model, not a curated record
AGACAGCGCUGCACCCGGUUGCCGUCCGCAGGGAGACCGAAGGGCACCUCUCCCCGCGCCGCCCGCGCCGCCCGGAGCCCCGGAGUCGCGACGCCCCAGGGAUGUGAGUGCGCCCCUGACCCGAGGCCCGCGCUCCGCGCUCACAUCCGCGGCCUGUGCCCCAGACGACCGCCGCCCGUGGCCCCCGCGCCUUCCCGCGGCCCGCCGGGAGCAUGCUGCCUGCAGCCGUGAAGGGCCUCGGCCUGCUGCUGCUGGCCUCUCUGCUGUGCUCUGCCCCUGCUCAUGGCCUGUGGUGCCAGGACUGCACACUGACCACCAACUCCAGCCAUUGCACCCCGAAGCAGUGCCAGCCGUCGGACACGGUGUGUGCCAGUGUCCGGAUCACAGAUCCCAGCAGCAGCAGGAAGGAUCAUUCUGUGAACAAGAUGUGUGCCUCGUCCUGUGACUUCGUGAAGCGGCACUUUUUCUCCGACUAUCUGAUGGGCUUCAUUAACUCUGGGAUCUUGAAAGUAGAUGUGGACUGCUGUGAGAAGGAUUUGUGCAACGGGGUGGCGCGGGCAGGCCGCAGCCCCUGGGCCCUGGCGGGGGGGCUCCUGCUCAGCCUGGGACCCGCCCUCCUCUGGGCUGGGCCCUGAGGUCCCCUCCCUCCCGCAGAGCUUCUAAGCUUGUCCCCCCAAGCCUGAGCCUGUGGCUGCCCCCUCCCCAGCCUGGCCUGGCUGGUGCUGGGGGCAGCCUUGGCCCUGCUCCACAGCCUGUGGCCCUCUCCCUUCCCUAGACGUGAGACUACCCUGUUUCUCCACCAGCUCCAAGUCCCAGUCAGCAGGACAUCUCCAGGAAUCAGGCGUCUGGCAGAAGGCUGGGACCCUAGGCCUCUGGUCCAGCCCGACAGCCUGGCUGUGAGGGCAUCUUCUACGGAGAAAUAAAAUCGCUUCUGGGUCCGGA